Myxocyprinus asiaticus (Chinese sucker) is the source of this 10755-nucleotide messenger RNA. Its product is annotated as breast cancer anti-estrogen resistance protein 3 homolog. Bases 155 to 2611 code for a protein of 818 amino acids. NCBI's taxonomy places the organism in Eukaryota, Metazoa, Chordata, Actinopteri, Cypriniformes, Catostomidae. Gene Ontology annotation, biological process: small GTPase-mediated signal transduction; positive regulation of peptidyl-serine phosphorylation. The transcript is spliced from 22 exons. Gene Ontology annotation, molecular function: phosphotyrosine residue binding; guanyl-nucleotide exchange factor activity. The record is from RefSeq and is a predicted model, not a curated record.
AUUUAGACUUUUAGAAGUGUUAAAGCAGGAUGAAUAGCAUUGUUGGAAUAUGAGAUAUAGAAAGGAAAAAACACACACACAAAAAAAAAUAAAUAAAAAAGGGAAGGAAAAGUGGGAAGUACAGAAGAAGAGUUACGCAGCACAGAUUUGAGUCAUGAAUAAUCGCUCUAUAUCGCACUGGUUGAGACAGAUCGGACUGCCGCAGUACACCAGAGUACUGGAAAAACAGUGUUAUGGCCUUGAGGGUCUUCUCGAUGUAACAGAAGAGGAUCUUAGACUGAUGGGAGUUGAAGACCCAGAACACAGAGCAACCAUUAUAAUCCAACUGAAGAAACAACAACAGAGAAUACAACCAAACAAAGAGAGUUGCUCAACAGGAACCACAGGCAGAGUGACCCGGAAGUAUUCUUUGGCAUCAUCACUCGACUUGGUCAAACCCAAAACCGACCUCUUCCGUCAAAGCAUCGUGCCGCGACUGCGUCGCCGUGACAACCACAGAGUCUCCGCCUCCUGCCUCCAGCUCCCGGCCCAAACCAAUGAGGAAGACCACGCCUCCUCCAGCAAACACAGCAGGAGGAAGAGUGUGACAGCUUUCAUCAGUCAGGUGUUCUCAGGGCUGAAGGACAUGGACUCUGUGAAGAAGGAACUGGAGGAGGAACUUAAACUCAACCCUGAAGAUCUGAGGAGUCACGCCUGGUAUCAUGGACAGCUGUCGCGCGAGGGUGCGGAGCAGUUAUUGUGUCGGGAUGGUGAUUUUCUGGUGCGUGACUCCAGCUCAAGCGCAAGUGAUUAUGUUCUGAGCUGCAUGUGGAACAAUCAACAAGUGCAUUUCAAGAUCAUAAAAGUCGUACUGCGACCCAAACAGGGUUACUCCCGCGAGUUGUUCCAGUUUGAGCACGAUCAGUUCGACAACAUUCCUGCGUUAAUUCGAUUCCAUGUUGGCGGACGGCGUCCCAUCUCAACUUCCUCUGGAGCGGUUAUCUUUCAUCCAAUCACGCGCACCCUGCCUCUACGCAUCAUCAGUGAGCGCCAGGCUGAAAAAUCAUCAAGCUCAUCUAAUUGGUCGAGAGGUCAGAGCAAGAGGCGGAGCUUGAGCUCCUCUCAGAAAGACGCACUACUGGUCAACAACAUCCUGCUCAGGAGUGGCAGUCAGCCUGCUAACUUGGAGACAGUGGGAAGACCAUGUCUACAGUCUGCACAAUCUGACAGCAACCUCCGCACAGGUGUACCACAGACAAGUUCAUCACAGGAGUCAAGCCCCGCCCUCAUCUCGCCAGUGUUCCGCACAGGAAGUGAACCUCUGCUCAGCCACGCAGCCACUUCCUGCACCACUAGGCUCAGCCAAUCAGGUCUCGGCGGCUCGCCUCUCCGUGGCUCUGAUGGACAGUUGCAUUCUCAAGCGCCACCCAAACCAUUGCGAAUCUCCAUCCUGUUCCCCCCAACUCCGACUGUUUCGGAGGCGGACCCUGGUGGUCUAUAUGGCGAGCUGGUGCCACAGGUUCCGGUCACCAUGUUGCCCAAAGGUCACGCGGCACGCCUCCGCGCUCAGGAGAAAUGGACCAGUCGAGCGCGCCUCACUGAAACCAGCUUUGGGUUCCUGGAGGCGCAGAAACUGGAGGAGGAGCGGCGGUCGAGAGAGACAGAGACGGGGACCGUGGAAGACACGGACUGGCAUUUUGAGCGUCCACAGACCGAGACCACCUCAUGUUUUCGUCUGGAGGAUUUCCGCUCGCUUCUGCUGCCGGAGAACAAUCGUCCACUGGAUCAGAGCGCACUGCUCAAAGUCAAAGAUCUGCUGACACGCACCGAUGCCAGGACCACUGCGUUACACAUGCUCAGUGUCAACUGUCAGGUGGCUCGAGUCACAGGUGUGACGGUGGAGCAGAAGAGGAUUAUGGGAGUCGAAACAGGUUUAGAGCUCAUCACACUACCACACGGAGGCCAGCUGAGACAAGACCUGCUGGAGAGGCAUCAUGUGAUGGCUCUGGGCAUCGCAGUGGAUCUUCUGGGCUGUACAGGGACGGUGUGUCAGAGGGCAACCGUGCUGCACAAGAUCAUUCAGUUGGCACAAGAGCUGCGGUUCACCACACACGACCUGUAUGCCUUCUCUGCUGUCAUGAAAGCCCUGGAGAUGCCGCAGGUGGUGAGGCUGGAGAUGACAUGGAGAGCGUUAAGGCAGAAUCACACAGACAGUGCUGUGACAUUUGAAAAGAGCCUCAAACCCUUCAUGAAAUCACUCAAUGAAGGAGAUGACUCUGUUGUGUCAGGGCCGUUGUCUCUGCCUCACAUGGUGCCGUUGUUGAGUUUGAUGGAGGGAGAGCAGGACAUUGUGGAAUCGACAGACAGAGGCUGCCAGCUGCUCUACAACCUGCUGCAGUCAGCACGCAACGCUGCACUACACGCCAACGACUGCACACUGCAUGCUCACAGCAUGCUCUCAGCCGGUUGGGAGCCAAUCCCAGAGCUGCUGGAGGCGUUUCAGACAGAGUUUGCUCUUCGUCUCUUCUGGGGCCAAACAGGUGCAAAGGCCGAACGGAAGGAGCGCUACACCAAAUUCGACAGGAUCCUUACUGUCCUCUCCCACAAACUGGAACCAGACGAAACCUCUUAAGUUUGACAUCCUGAUCUUAAAGGGAUAGUUCACACAAAAAUGAAAACACUGUUACCCUCAUGCCAUUCUUUCUUCUGUGGAGCACAAGAGAAGAAAUUAUUAAAUAUAUCCACGCCACUCUGUACCAUUAAAUUAAAGUAAUUGGAGAUUGGUGCUGUCAAAAUUCACAAUGACAAAAAAAAAAAGCAUCAUUCAUGUAUCAUAAAAGUACUCAAUACAACUCAUGUGCUAUAUUCAGAGUCUUCUCAAGCCAUAUGCUAUCUUUCUGUGUGAGAAACAAACCCAAAUGUAAGUCGAUAUUUACAGAAAAUAUUCCACUCCAAUAAGCUGUUAACCGCUGUAACUAGAUUGGGUCAGUGAGCUGAACUUGAGAACCGAUUCAGUCCGAUUCGUUAACAAAUCAUUCAGACUGGUUUUUCCAUCUAGAUAAAUGGAUUAAAUGUAAAAGAUCUUACUCAAAAGAACAGUUGAUUCAUGAAUAGGAUCGCUACUUCUUUCAUGAAUACACAAAGGAUAUUUUCAGUGAAUAACUACUUAAAAUUUUGCUAUUACAGAAUGUAAUGUGGUGCACAAGUUGUAUGGACCACAUUUAUGGUGCUUUUUUUUUUGUCAUUGUGGAGCUUGACAGCACCAGUCUGUAUUAAAAAAUAUUAUACAGAAAAGAGUGGCCAGUUUAUUCUUCAAAGGUUCAUAGAAAGUCAUACAGGAUCGACAUGUGCUUGAGUAAAAAUAAAAAGAAUAUUUGGGUGAACUAAUCCUCUUCUCAUCAACGCCAUCUGCUGGUGGAAACAGGAACUAAGCCAUUCUAUACGCAAUUCUGAUUGGCUAUCUCGAGAAAAGGGCGCAUUGGCUUAUGAAAUCUAUGAUGAUGCCUAAGAUUGAUAUUCCUGUCAUGUAUUUUCAAUUAAAAUAGAGAAAAGCAGGAAAUGCUGGGAAAUGAGAAAACAUUAAAAAUAUAAGGCUUCCAGACUUGUAAAACUAGUUCACAUAUUGUGUAUUCGACUUGUGAAUUUGUAUGAUUUUUGAUCUAUUUUAUAUCUGAAGGUGCAUUACUGCCACCAACUGGACUGGAUGUGGUGUUGCGAUUUGUCUUGAGUGUUUUUCUAUGCAUGUUGAGUUUUUGUGACUGUUUAUAUGGCAAUUAAUUAAAGUGGAAUUUAAUAUAUCAAACUGUGAUAGAUUCAUUUACACACAAACUAAUCAUGUAAGGAAUGUCUCAAGUACAAAUAAAGCUCUAUCUGUUGAUUACCACAGAAAACAAUUUCGACUCAUCCCUCUGUAAGGGGGACAAUCAAAACAAGCAAGUACAACCCCCCACCCCCCAAUAUUUAUACCAUGAUCAAUGGAAACAAAUGAUGGCAUGUUUUACACACGAAAGUACCAGAUAAAAGGCUGGAGACUUCACAUUUAACAUCUCAUUAAUUAAUAAACUGACAUAGAUUUAUUAAUAGACUGCUAUAUUUGAUAUAGCAAGAUGGUGGUGGUGGUGUAGUGGACUAUAGAAGGUGGUGGUGGUGUAGUGGACUAUAGAAGGUGGUGGUGGUGGUGGUGUAGUGGACUAUAGAAGGUGGUGGUGGUGUAGUGGACUAUAGAAGGUGGUGGUGGUGGUGUAGUAGACUAUAGAAGGUGGUGGUGGUGGUGUAGUGGACUAUAGAAGGUGGUGGUGGUGGUGGUGUAGUGGACUAUAGAAGGUGGUGGUGGUGUAGUGGACUAUAGAAGGUGGUGGUGGUGGUGGUGUAGUGGACUAUAGAAGGUGGUGGUGGUGUAGUGGACUAUAGAAGGUGGUGAUGGUGUAGUGGACUAUAGAAGGUGGAGGUGGUGGUGUAGUGGACUAUAGAAGGUGGUGGUGGUGGUGUAGUGGACUAAAGCACUGAACUGGUAAGUUUUUCUUGUGGAACAACUGUUUGAUGCGGAUUUUGGGUAGGUGAGGUGCGUUCUCAUUGGUGGCGGUUUUGACUCCUUGACUGUAAUCUUCAAACUCCACGUCAGCAGGGGACUUCAAGCCUGUUUUAUACUGCUCUAUAAGAGCCACAGUUUCCUUCAGAAACAGACAGAGUGUUAAGAUUUCAUUUAGUCAGACACCAGGGGUGAAUAUUUAUAUCUCGGAGUGAUACAACUAUUUUUCUCCUUGUUGUACCUCUGGAGUUGUGAAGUGUAUUCAUUCUUACACUCAUAUGUGAUGUGUGUGCGCAAGUGUGCCUGCUGUUUGGCCUGACAAAUACAAGAAUCUAACUCAUCAUCCUGUCUGCUUGACCCUGCACUUUCUCUCUGCUCAAGAUUUGUAUAUCUGAUAUAUCUGCUCCCAUAUCACACUUGAUAAAUCAGUCUUUUAUUUCUGCCACUGUUCCUGUAGAUUUAAAAACUGCUGCUGUCAUACCGAUUCUUAUAAAAUGUGGUUUAGAUCCUUCUGAACUCAACAACUACAGGCCCAUAUCAAAUCUUCCUUUUGUAGCUAAACUUAUGGAAAGAGUAGUUGCCACACAAAUACAGCCCCACCUACUUUCUAAUAAGCUUUACGAUCGCAUCUUAAAACACAUCUGUUCUCGUAUUUCUGCCCCGUUCCUGAAAACUGUUGAUCUCUGAUUGCUUACUGCUCAUGAAAUUGAAAUUGUUGAGGUCUAUUUUGCUCCAUUUGUUGAUGUCUGUUUUGGUCUAUUUGUCUUGUCUUACAUUGAUUAAUGUUUUCCUGUUUAUUCCUGAGAUUGUAAAGUGUCCUUGAGUUCUGGAAAGGCGCUAUAUAAAUUAAACUUGUUACUAUUAUUAUUACAUUUACCAGUAAAUGCAAUCCAACCAUUUUUGUUUACCAGGUUGCAUGUGUAAAAGGGGCUAUUAUCUAGUAUUUGGGACAAAAGACUGAAUUACAGCAACUAAAGAAGAUAAGACUUAGAAAAUUUCAUCUUAAAGGAAUACUUCACCCAAAAGAAAUUCUCUCAUCAUUUACUCACCCUCAUGCCAUCGCAGAUGUGAAUAAAUUUCUUUCUGCUGCUGAACUCAAACAAAGAUUUUUAGAAGUAUAUCUCAGCUUUGUAGGCCCAUACAAUGUAAAUAAAUGGGUGCCAAAUGUUUUAAGCUCCAAAAAGCACAUAGAGCAGUGACCUCUGACCCUGUGUGAGUAUAAACAUGUUGUUGAUGUAAACGUUAUCAUGAGUCUCUGAUGAGUCUGACUCUGACUCUGAAAGAAUUUGUUUACUCUGAGAGACUUCAUGUUUGUGUAAAACGUUGGCAGUGACAUCAUCUGUAGAUCUGUUGAGAUUCAAGCUCUUGUUGUUGGCAGCAGUGCAGAACAAUGACAUUGUGCUUUUACAACAAUUUCCUGGAUCUGCUUAUAACAUCUGUGUCAAUAACAAAUACUACACAAGGAAUAAAAUGUAAAGAUUGACAGAAAUGUCUCCUAAUGUUUAAUUGCUUUUACUUUUGCAGAAUAUUAUCAGCAAAUUAAUCAGCAAAAUGUAGGAAACAAUAUCAGUUGUAGAAAAGGGCCCAGCUGCAAGAAACCCCAUUAAGAAAACCCAUAGUUAUAGUUGUUAUAGUAUUGUCACUAAGGUGUUUCUUGCAGCCAGCUGCAAAACUCGGAAGAACUCCAUUUGUAAUGUUAGAAAAUCCAUUAUCCACCACCAGUCUCUAAACAGAUACUUAGAUAAAUCUAGCUGUAAGAUAAUUAUGGCAGCAGGUAGAGACAUGUUGACCUGAGAUUAGUAUUUUAAACUGACACUCCUGUCAUAACGUGUGUCUCUCUCUCUUUUCUCUUUAUUGUUUCUGCAGUGUUGAUAGUGAUGAUCUGACCUGCAGCAGGAUUCUCACCAACCAGUAGAUGAUGUUCUUCAGCAGAGACAAAGACCAACACAAAACCAGCAUGAAGAACAAGUAUGAGAGCUUAUUUGAGGGAAUCAAACUACAAAAGUAUCAAACCCUCCUGAACAGGAUUUACACACAGCUCUACAUCAUAGAGGGAGAGAGCGAAGGGGUGAAUGAAGAACAUGAGGUUUUACACAUGGAGAAAACAGCCAGAACUCAACACUUACAAGACACUCCAAUCUACUGCAAUGAUAUCUUUAAAACCUUACCUGAACCAGGAUGUGAGAAGAAGAUAAAAGACCAAAUAAAGACUGUUCUCACUAAAGGCAUCGCUGGAAUUGGAAAAACAGUCUCUGUGCAGAAGUUCAUUCUGGACUGGGCCGAGGGAAAAGCAAAUCAGGAUGUAGAUUUCAUGUUUGUGCUUCCAUUUCGAGAGCUGAACUUGAUUAAAGAUGAGCAGUACAGUCUUCACAAACUUCUGCUGGACUUUCAUCCUGAACUUCAUGAUAUGGACUCAAAGAUUUAUGAAGAGUGUAAACUUGUGUUCAUUUUUGAUGGUCUGGAUGAAAGCAGAAUUCCACUGAUGUUUUCAGACAGUGAGAAAGUUUCUGAUGUGACUGAGACUUCAUCAGUGGGAGUGUUGAUGACAAACCUCAUCAAAGGAGAUCUGCUUCCCUCUGCUCUCAUCUGGAUCACCUCCAGACCAGCAGCAGCCAAUCAGAUCCCCUCCAAAUACAUCAAGCGUGUGACAGAAAUUCAGGGAUUCAAUGACCCUCAGAAGGAGGAAUAUUUCAGGAAGAGAAUCAGAGAUGAACAUCAAGCCAGCAGAAUCAUCUCACACAUUAGAAAAGCAAGAAGCCUCCACAUCAUGUGCCACAUACCAGUCUUCUGUUGGAUCUCAUAUCCUGCUUAUUCAGAUCAAUAUGAGGAAUCACAAGAGAAACUUCCCUAUAAAAAAUGUUGAGGACAAAAUUAUCACUGGAUUUGCAAAAUUUUGCCAGAUCUGGACCUGAGUAACAGUGACCUGCAGGAUUCAGGAGUGAAGCUGCUUUCUGAUGCACUGAAGAAUAUAAACUGUAAACUGGAAAUAUUGAGGUUAUCAGGCUGUAUGGUGACAGAGGUUGGCUGUAGUUAUCUGGCUUCAGUUCUGAGAUCGAACCCUUCACACCUGAUAGAGCUGGAUCUGAGCUACAAUCAUCCUGGAGAAUCAGGAGUCAAACUGCUCUAUGAGAGACUCAAUGAUACAAACUGCAAACUGGACAAACUCAAAUUUCUGUGAUCUCACACUGGAUCCCAAUACUGCAAACUAUUUCUUCUCUCUGUCUGAGGGGAACAGAAAGGUGACAUAUGUGAGAGAGCAGCAGUUUUAUCCUGAUCAUCCAGACAGAUUUGAUGAUUUAUAUCAGGUUCUGUGUAAAGAGAGUCUGUCUGGACGCUGAUACUGGGAGGCUGGAGUGGAGAUGCUGAUGUAUCCAUGAAGUAUAAAGGAGUUUGGAUGCAAUGAAAUGUCCUGGAGACUUAUUUGCUCUGAUAACCAAUUCACCACAUGGCACAAUAAUAAGAACAUUAAAAUACCCACCCCUUCACGUCGCUCUAACAGAGUCGGAGUGUAUCUGGACUGGUCGGCUAGCACUCUAUCCUUCUACAGCGUCUCUGAAACACACACACACUCACACACUUUCUAUCAGACCUUCAGAAAGACCAGAAUCCCACAGACUUACAUUGACGGAAUGUUCAAAUGAGCCAAAAGAGCUUUCUCAUACACUUUUUAGGCAAUCUGUUUGACACAGUCAAACGCUUAAGACAGUUGUAAACGGGUACAAAACAUUUUGAGAUUUUCCACUUCGAGGUGGUUGAAAGUGGUCAAAAAUGCAUGCAACCACAUUGGGCUCAUAGUAUAAAUGCUCAUCCGUUCAAAUGUGUUCAAACAGCAGCAAAGCUCUGCCUACUCACCUGUUAAUCAUCUGCUACUCAGUUAAUACAGGUAUUCCACUAAAAUAAUUGAGAGUUCUGCUCUAAACAUCACAUUUUCGCUUAUGGUUAAAUGCAAGUAUAAUUAAGAGAAAUGGUGCGCUUGUUUUUAGCGCUUUUCCUUCUUUCUUUUUUGCACUUUAUUAUCAUGCAUUAACACAUGUACACAAUGAAUGAUUUAUGUCAUAAUGAAAUCAGAGACCCUACCCUCGAAAUCCCAACAAAUGUGGUCAAAAGAUGCAUGUUACGAGCAGGUGUAAAUGGUGAUGUGCCUUGCUUGUCCUCUUGUGAUCAAAUUGCCCAAAACACAUGUUAACACCAGGUGUAAAAAAGACCUCUGUAUGUCAUUUUGUCUGUCUGUCUAACUUCAAAGCUUUAUAAACUUUUUUUAAACUUUCCAUCCAGGUUUGAUCAAGCCAACUUUAAAAUGUAUCUUAAAUAAUUUUACAUAUCUAGUUCAUUUAGUAUUUUUAUCCAAAGUAACUAACAGUACAACAACUAAAGUUCAAGCUAUAUUUUUAAGCAAUAAGGCACUUGUGAAUAUAGUCACAGCUGAAGGACAUUGUUAGGCAUGACGUGAAGCAGAGUAACUCCUUCAGUCAUGACUAUAUUCACAAUAUGGAAAGUUACCAUACCAUACCAUUACAUUUUAGGUACAAAUUAUUAUUAAAAAUGUGAAAGUUUUUUAGGGAAAGUCUUUAAAUGCUUUUCUUUCAUUAGAAGAUAUAGUCUCUGACAGUAAACAGUAACAGAAUAUUGCUAUGCAUUAAGAAUAACUGUCAGCUAUGGAUGCUGCACAGUUUUACUAAUAUAAGCUUGGUGAAGAAGUCACAGCUGGGCCUUUUCAAGAAUAAAACACAACUAUUGACUAAUCAGCAUUCAAGAACGGAACUUUAAAAUCUGACAACAGAAACAUUGGCAUGGAGAAAAAGCAACGUUUGUGUGAUAUGAUUGUGGUUUAAAUAAUUGAAUGUUAACACAGGCUGAUGAUGGUUAUUAUAUUGACAGCUGCAAAGUCGCGUUGAGACGUGCGCACCUCUCUGUCUUUGGUUUUGGUUUUUGGCCCAGUGUAACAAUUUGUGAUUUUAAUUGUGAGGCGUAAAAUUACCAGUUAAAUCCCAUGUUGCAACUGCUUGAACACAAAGGCAUAACAUUACAUUUAAAGAGCAGCUCUAAGUUGAACCAAAACAAAAACAAGUGAUUCCUUUUGACCAAGCUCUACUGCAAAAAGAGCCUUUUCAGUUUAAAAAGACCAUUACUGCAAUAUCGGUUUUAUUUCGAGUAGUUGUGAAGCCCUAACACUACUGUAUAUUUUAAUUCUUUAGACCCUUAUGUAUUCUGCUGUUUACAUACUGUACAAUUAGACAAAUGCAUUUUGGGGGGUGCUUGUCCACUGGCAGAUCUUGGCGUAGGCGAUAGAGGCAGUCAUGCUUUAGUGUAACUUUAGUUUGCUACUUUUUCCAACAAGUAGUAGUGUAAAAUAACAAAACUGUACAUUGUUUUUGUCACAUUAUAUUGUGCAUGCAGCAGCCGAGCAAACCGAGACAGUGAUCAAACGUGCUUACUGUACCUAAACUGUCCUUACAGUCACUCAUCGGAAGUCCAAAACAUUAACUGUAUGUAUAUUAGUUCAUUUAAAACAAAUGAUUCACCAAUACACUUACAGUACUUGUAGCUGUGCGGGAGUUUAAUUUUAGUGAAUCAGUUUGUUGGCGGAUGUGGAUGGUUCAUUGAAAUUAAUCGGUUCAAAUAAACGAUUCACCAAUUCACUUGAGCAAAUGCAUAGAAGUUACCACGUCUUCCUUUUUGAAGCUGUUUAUCACUAUGUUUUAACUCACUAAAAAGUGUUUCAUUUGUUGUAUUUAGUAUAAAUCAUUUUAUGUUCAAUAUAUCAUGUUUUAUUUAGUAUGAUUUAUUUGUUUAACAUUGAGAUCGCCAUAGGGUGUCUCAAUCAGCUCCCUAGCUCCCUAUGUAGUAAACACAGAUUCGGGCACUGGUAAGGGUGUUCAUCCACUAAAUAUCGGGGCACUUAUGACUCAAUCACCUGCGACACAUUAACAAGCUCGAGCAUUCAAGCACAGCUGUUAUUAUUCAGCUCCACCACUGUAUAAAUGAGACUAUCAUUCAUUUUCAUUGAAGAUAUUCAAACAUAGUGUUAUUAUAACAGAUAAAUGACAUAAAUAAAGAAAUAGUUAUAGUACUUGUUUAGCAACAUGUUAGCAACUCCAGGCUGCUUUGUGAGACAGGCUUCUUGUUCAAUAACUUAUGGGACUUUUACCCAUUGCCUGUUUUAUAACUUUGUUUUUAGAUUACCUCUGAAUUUGUAUUGCUCUUUUUUUUAUUUUUUUUAAAAAUAAACUCAAGCAUCAGCGUCUGAA